CUGCAAUACUGAAUAUACAUUUUACAUGCUUAAAAGAACGAACAAGAAAGUUAGUAGCAAGCACCUAACCAUCCCUUCCGAAUUCCGAUAGCUUGGACACGUUGAAUGACGAUAGGAAGCAACACUGAUUUUCUGGGCGAGAUUGAGCGCACGCCCAAAACUUCAACAAAUGUGACUUCAUCAACUUGCAAACAAUGCUCUGUCUGCACUAGUGCAUAGAUUGGUUACAGUUGAACGUUACUGCUCAGAGCAAAUGGCUCUUGGCUCUUUCUCUCUCCCACUGUUUCCUUCACGCAGACCAAUUUCCACCCUCAGAUCCCCAUUGCUCUCCCCCCCGCUGCGCUUCAGGCUGCCACUCACUACUGCUAUCGGCCCUGACGGCAAGUUCUACCCAACCCCAUCAGACGACGACCCGCCAGAAGCUCCCGAGGAUUCCAUGCACGGAGUCAGUAAGUUCCAGCAGAUCCACCGCCAAGCUGCCCGAGCUAGAAAGCAGCAGGAGGAGCGGGCUAAGAACGAGCAGUCCAUUUUUCUCAACGCCAUCGCUGACGUUGAGGACUCGCCCGACGACCCUCUUUUGGACGACGGCCAAGACGAUUUCUUCGGUGAAAUUGACAAAGCCAUUGCUUUGAAAAGAAAGGAGUUUGUGAAGCAAGGUCUCUUGAAGCCCAAUCCAAAGAAGGCCACCCCUCCAGAAUUAGAAGUCAUCGACGAGCUGGAUCCAGAGGAGGUGAUCGAUAUGGAUGAAAUCAGAGAGCUUACUGGGCUGACUGAGAUAUCAGCAGGCGGUGCUGAGAGUCAAGAGCAGAGCACCCAAAACAAGGUGAAAGGCGAAUUUUCUGAUUUAUCAUCAUUUCACAUUGAUUUUGACAAUUUCAGUAAAACUAGGCCAAGAAUCGUAGAACCCACUUUUAGGAUGAGUUUGGCUGAACUUUUAGAUGAGAGCAAAAUAGUGCCCAUUUCAGUGUAUGGGGAUAUAGAUGUGGAAAUCACUGGGGUCCAGCACGACUCUAGGUUGGUUGAGAGCGGGGAUUUGUAUGUGUGUUGUACAGGGAGGACGGAGAAGGCUGAUGAUGAUAUGCACGUAUACUUAUCUGAGGCUAGCAAGAGAGGAGCUUCUGCUAUAGUAGCUAGUAAAGAAGUUGUUGAUGUUGGGCAUAACAAAGCGUUGGUCAUUGUAGAUGACACUGAUGCGGCUCUUCCCAUCUUGUCGGCUAUCUUUUAUAGGCACCCGUCUAAGAAUAUGUCUGUGAUUGGCAUCACAGGAAGUAAUGGCAAGACUGCUACCUCAUACUUGAUUAAGUCAUUGUAUGAAGCUAUGGGGUUAAGGACUGGGAUGCUGAGCUCAGUGGCUUACUAUAUUCACGGAGAUAAUAAGAUGGAGGAUAUAGAGCCCCCAAUUGCAACCUCUGAUUCUCAUUUGGUUCAGAAGUUGAUGGCUAAGAUGUUGCAUAAUGGAACAGAGACUUUAGUGAUGGAUGCUUCUGGUAGUUGUGAUGAACUGGUCGAUUUUGAUAUUGCUGUUUUUACAAAUCUUACUCAGGACCAUUUGGAUGAUUUCCACAACGAAGAUGAUGAUGAUGAGGAGUUGAAGCAUAGGAGGAAUGCUAUUGCUGAAUUGUUUACAAGGAUGGUUGACCCUGAGAGACACCGCAAAGUGGUGAAUAUCGAUGAUCCAAAUGCGGCAUUUUUCAUAUCACAAGGAAAUCUUAGUGUGCCGGUCGUGACCUUUGCAGUGGAGAACAAAAAGGCUGAUGUACACCCCUUGAAAUUUGAGUUGUCUCUAUUUGAGACAACAGUAUUGGUGAACACACCUAAGGGCAUAUUGGAGAUUUCUUCCGGAUUGCUCGGGCGGCGAAGUGUCUAUAGCAUACUUGCAGCUGUGGCGGUUGGUGUUGCCGUCGGGGCACCUUUAGAGGACAUUGUUAAAGGUGUCGAAGAGGUCGAUGUGGUUCCUGGUAGGUGUGAAUUGAUUGACGAGGAACAAGCUUAUGGAGUUAUUGUGGAUCAUGCUCAUACUCCUCGUUCGUUAUCUACACUUCUUGAUUAUGUUAGAGAGCUAAGUCCACGGAGGAUUAUCACUGUAUUUGGCUGUGCUGGUGAGAGUGAUAGGGGGAAGAGGCCCAUGAUGACAAAAAUAGCUACUGAUAAGAGUGAUAUAACAAUUUUGACAUCUGACAAUCCAAAGAAUGAAGAUCCGCUGGACAUCUUGGAUGACAUGUUGGCUGGUGUAGGGUGGAGUAUGCAGGAUUAUUUGAAAUAUGGAGAGAAUGAUUAUUACCCACCACUCCCUAAUGGCCAUAGACUCUUCCUUCAUGAUAUCAGAAGUGUAGCUGUACGCUGUGCAGUUGCAAUGGGUGAGGAUGGUGACAUGGUUGUAGUUGCUGGUAAAGGCCAUGAGACGUACCAAGUAGAAGGUGAUAAGAAAGAGUUCUUUGACGACAGGGAAGAAUGUAGAGAAGCCCUGCAGUAUGUUGCUGAGCUUCAUCAAGCUGGGAUUGACACUAGUGAAUUCCCAUGGCGGCUGCCAGAGAGCCAUUGAUAUGAGGCAGGAAAGUUGCUGGAUCUCGACGACGAGCAGGGAGAGAGAGAGAGCUUGGUAAUGAAACUGGAGCCAUGAGCAAUCGUGUAAUGGACGGUUUUGAAAAUCAAGGAGGAAAAGGCGAUUUCCUUGAGGAAGUGUGGUUUAUGAUGUGCUUGAAAAUUUAACAACUCAUUGUGCAUGGUUUCAAGAAAGUUUCAGGUGAUUUUUCUAUAGCUUGUUAUUUGCAGCAAAUGUUUCGUUAAAAGUCUAUGUUUUUUGUUGCAGAUUUAACAAUGUUGCUGUACAACUGCCCAAAUCAAAGAAAUGGAAGUACUAAUAGAAUAAAUAUGUGAUUUGUGGGUGAUACUCCGUGCGUCCUUUGUAAACGCCAACAAGAUUUCCAUUGUUGACGAAUAAAGAAGCUAAUAUCGCUAUCACACAAAUGAUAUUGUUUAGGGGUCCUAAACUUAUGUUGACAUGAAAUGUAUGUUCUCUUCCCCAAGUACUGACGAGAUACGGGAUAGAGAAUGCGGGAGAAGCACGUAAAUAUUCAAAAACAUAAAGAUACAAUUCAUAUUUUUAUAUACGUUUCCGUGCGUGUAUACAUUUUUCCACACACACACACGUGCA
Cuscuta epithymum is the source of this 3154-nucleotide messenger RNA. Lineage: Eukaryota; Viridiplantae; Streptophyta; Magnoliopsida; Solanales; Convolvulaceae. The record is from the annotation of a GenBank genome assembly.